AUGGUGAGCGGGUCUUCGGAUUUGUUCGAGAUCUCCGAGUAUGGCUACACAAGCGACGACGAGGUAUCGGUCCGAGAGGGGCUAUCGAUAGGUGUGGAUUCUCCUACGACAUACGGGUCACCGGCAGAGGCAGCGCGCUGUCGGCCGGCGUCAACUUCUCCGGCGUGUCCAGCGCGACAGACCUCCGGCGGUGAGGUCAUCGUUCGGGACUACAGGUUCAGCGAGUAUGUCGUUCCGCGGCCAGCGACGGGAUCGUUCCGCGGCCUCCGUCGCUGCCGCAUGAGGGAUAAGGUAGAUGGCGUAUGGCGUAUGAUGUGA
Colletotrichum orchidophilum is the source of this 318-nucleotide messenger RNA. RefSeq lists its product as uncharacterized. Lineage: Eukaryota; Fungi; Ascomycota; Sordariomycetes; Glomerellales; Glomerellaceae. The transcript is spliced from 2 exons. The record is from RefSeq and is a predicted model, not a curated record. The coding region runs from base 1 to 318 and encodes 105 amino acids.